AUGCAAGUUUCCCGCAAACCGCUCCUGUUUCUGCUCUUCGUCCUGCUCAUUCUCUCCGUUUCGUUCGUUGACUCUCAACGAUUUGUGGUGAGUUUACUAGCGGAAAUCCGUGCAAAACGACGUUUCCAGGACGUGAUGAUGGCCCGAAACGAGGAGUUGAACGGACUUCUCGGCAACAGUCGCAGGUACGGAAACACGAACGCUCCUAUUCUGAAGAGGAAUUCGCUGCUCGACAAUCUCUACAAUAUCGGAUACUAUCAUUACUGA
Caenorhabditis sp. 36 PRJEB53466 is the source of this 267-nucleotide messenger RNA. The record is from the annotation of a GenBank genome assembly. Lineage: Eukaryota; Metazoa; Nematoda; Chromadorea; Rhabditida; Rhabditidae.